UUGCAGUCGGCUUUUAACUUUCGAAGAGAAUUGACCAGUAAAACGAGCGGAUCGUCACCAUGCGUAUAUUAAUAAGAAGUUUCUGGUUGAUGGCUCUUGCCCUAGUAACAAUGUCUGAAGCAGAGGAAAAUGUUGAAGCUCUGCGCUCCGUUGUGGAAGGUGCAAAUCAAUUUAGUUCUUCAUUUUUCCAGACUGUGGUACGACAUAAUCCUGGCAACCUUAUAAUAUCCCCUUUAAGUGCAAGUAUUGCUCUUGCUAUGGCUGCUUGUGGAGCUCGUGGAAACACAGAAGCUCAGUUUAGAAAUGUACUUCAUCUACCAACAUCAGAGAGUGUUGUCACAUCUGGUUAUCAGUCACUUAUUGAUAAUCUCAAUAGUUUUAAAGACAAUAAAUUGGCUGUUGCAAAUAAAGUCUUCGUAGCUGCAAGUUUAAAUUUGAAACCAAGUUACAAAAAUUUGACUGAAGUUUAUUUCCGCUCUUCUUCUCAAUUGGUAAACUUUGCUCAAAGUCAGGAAGCUGCAAAUAUUAUUAAUAGUUGGGCCGAACAAAAUACAAAUAAUCUCAUUAAAGAACUUAUUACUGCUGAAAUGCUAGGUGACACGACAAGGUUGGUACUUGUCAAUGCAAUAUAUUUUAAAGGCCAAUGGAAAGAUAAGUUUGACCCUCAGUUCACGAAAGAUAAGCCAUUUCACAUUAGUACAGUUGAAGUAAAAGAUGUUCCUACAAUGUAUAGACAUGGUACAUAUAAACUUGGAAGACUUCCAGAUUUAAAUGCUAGAUUCAUUGAAAUGCCAUACAAGGGUGACGAAUUGAGUAUGAUCAUAAUUCUUCCAAAUGAAAUUGAUGGUUUGUCUGAUGUUGAGAAAAAAUUACAAAAUACAAGUUUGACGAACAUUCUAAGUGAAGGAUAUGAGAUGAAAGCGGGGUUAUGGUUACCAAAGUUCAAGGUGGAAACUAUGCUUGAACUCAAUGAUGCUUUAAAAGAGAUGGGUUUGACUGAUGCGUUUACUGCAGCUGAUUUUUCUGAGAUUGCUGAUGGUGAAAAUUUGUAUAUCAGUGAUGUUAUACAAAAGGCAUACAUUGAAGUGAAUGAAGAAGGAAGUGAAGCUGCCGCUGUUUAUGAUCCCAUGAUGGACUUCUUCAGUCUUCCUUACAGAACGAGGAUGAUUAUUAAUAGGCCUUUCUUUUAUUAUAUCGCAAAAACUGUGAAUGUUGGAAAGGAAAAUAAUAUGAUACUUCCACUAUUCUGCGGUUCUGUUAACGAACCCAAACUCUAAGCACAGUAGUGUCAUAAUAGCAAUACCAUAGUAAUGUGAUAAUUAACACUUUACUGACCGCUAGCGGUUUAACAGCAUACGCACGUUCGAUCGGUAGCUCAGGCGCAGGCUCUCCCUGGCGCUGGCUCUGUUUCGGUUUAGACUUUCCAAUAGCAUUCUUUUCGUUCAUCGCGAACGGUAAGUUUUUCAAAUUGGUAUAAAACUGUUGGAGCUUACAAAGCAACGCAACUGACGCAAUUGAGCAAAGUACCUUGCUACUAAGUAACAAAUUACUGUUCAAACAAUGAGAAAGAUUGUCGGCGAUAAAAAGCUGAUUAAUAGGCUAUCGGUCGCUAAAGUGUCAAUUCGUAUGCUUUGCAGUUACAGGCAUUCUAAUAAUACCUUGUCUCACAAUAAAUGUAAACUUAUGCAAAUGAAA
Bombus terrestris (buff-tailed bumblebee) is the source of this 1695-nucleotide messenger RNA. Its product is annotated as serine protease inhibitor 3/4-like. The transcript is spliced from 8 exons. Gene Ontology annotation, molecular function: serine-type endopeptidase inhibitor activity. The record is from RefSeq and is a predicted model, not a curated record. The coding region runs from base 60 to 1277 and encodes 405 amino acids. NCBI's taxonomy places the organism in Eukaryota, Metazoa, Arthropoda, Insecta, Hymenoptera, Apidae.